Messenger RNA from Miscanthus lutarioriparius, 618 nucleotides. NCBI's taxonomy places the organism in Eukaryota, Viridiplantae, Streptophyta, Magnoliopsida, Poales, Poaceae. The record is from the annotation of a GenBank genome assembly.
AUGGCGGGGGAGCCGGCAGCAAAGGCCAACUCGCCUCUCAAAAUCUUCGCUCCAUCCGCCGCUCCGCAUCCUACAGGCUCAUCGGUCAACCCCAAUCCUUCCUCUCUCCCGUCCCACGGCUCCCCCACCAGCAAGCAUGAUCUCCCCGCGCCCCGCGCUCUCCCCGCGCUUCCUCGCCUUCCGGCCCGGCUCCCCGGCCGCGUCGCCGCCGCCGUCCCCGCGCCUCCACGCGCCGCCGCCCCUCUCCGCCUCCUUCUCCUCCACCGUCGCCACCGCGGCGCCGGGCCACGCGGCGGCCAGCUCCUUCUACGACGUCCUCGACCUCCGCCCGGGGGCCCAGCGCGGGAGAUCAAGGCCGCGUACCGCCGCCUGGCGCUCGCCGUCCACCCGGACGCCGCCGCCCCGCAGCACCCCGCCGCCUCCUCCGCCGAGGACUUCAUCCGCGUCCACGCGGCCUACUCCACUCUCUCCGACCCCGACAAGCGCGCCGACUACGACCGCCGCCGCCUCCUCUCCGCCGCCGCCGCCGUGGGACCGCGCACCGUCGCUCUCGGGCGCUCGCCCUCGUUCCCCGCGCACCGUUCCCGCCGGACCUGGGAGACCGACCAGUGCUGGUGA